AUGGCUGCACAGGAGUAUAAGCUCAAGGGCGUCAAGUCACUUGACUUGGGCCCUGGAGCCAAGGAGGAAGUCGAGGUGGAGGGUAUCGAGAACGGCAAGGUCUUGCUGGUCAAUGCUGCAGGCACAGUCCAGGCCGUUGGAUCCAAGUGCACACACUAUGGCGCACCCCUCGUGAAAGGUGUAUUGACAAAGUCUGGUCGCCUGACGUGUCCGUGGCAUGGAGCCUGCUUCAACUCCAAGACCGGCGAUGUUGAAGAUGCUCCCGCUCUUGAUGCUCUACCUACGUUCAAAGUGACAGAGCGCGACGGGUCGGUAUACAUCACUGGCGAAGAGUCUGCUAUCAAAUCCUCACGUCGCGCACCCAACUUCAAGUGCAAUGCCGCGGGGGAUGGCCAGGAAGAGAAGAUUGUCGUUGUUGGUGGUGGCUCAGGUGGUCUCGGUGCCAUUGAGGGCCUCCGCGAGAAAGGGUUUGGCGGUCCGCUGACAGUCAUCUCCAACGAAGGAUACCUACCCAUUGAUCGCACCAAGCUGAGCAAGGCGUUGAUGACGGACACUGAUAAGCUUGCCUGGAGGAACAAGGACUGGUUCACGCAAGGCUCGAUUGAGUGGGUUGACGGUGAGGUUGACGGCAUCGAUUUCUCGGAACGAUCCGUUUCGACCAAGGAAGGCAAGAAGUUUGCGUACACGAAGCUGGUUCUCGCCACAGGUGGUCAGCCAAAGCUUCUGCCCCUGCAAGGCUUCAAGGUAUUGGGCAAUAUCUUCACCUUGCGCAGCGCCCAUGACACAAAGAAGAUCACCGGCGCCAUCGGCGAGAAGGGCAAGAAGAUCGUCAUCAUUGGAUCGUCCUUCAUCGGCAUGGAAGCUGCUGUCGCAACUGCUGCGGACAACGACGUGACCGUGAUCGGCAUGGAGAAGGUUCCCUUGGAGCGUGUUUUGGGCGAGCAGGUUGGCGCUGGCCUGCAAAAGCUUGUCGAGGGCAAGGGCGUCAAGUUUUACAUGGGUGCAGGUGUCGACAAGGCUGAGCCCUCCAACUCCGACCCGUCCAACGUCGGAGCCGUGUUGCUCAAGGACGGCACUCGUCUUGAGGCGGACCUAGUUAUCCUCGGUGUUGGUGUGUCGCCAGCAACUGAGUUCUUGCGAAACAACAGCAUUGUCCGCCUCGAAGAAGACGGCUCUCUGAAGACUGACGAGAACUUCAAUGUCGUUGGUCUGAAGGAUGUGUACGCCAUUGGCGACAUCAGCACAUACCCCUAUCACGGGCCCGGCGGCGAAGGCAAGUUCACUCGCAUCGAGCAUUGGAACGUCGCACAGAAUGCUGGCCGCGCAGUGGCAAACCACAUUGUCAACCCCUCGAUCAAGACGGAACAAUUCAUUCCCGUGUUCUGGUCUGCCCUGGGUGCUCAGAUGCGAUACUGCGGCAACACGGUUGGUGGCUGGGACGACGUGAUUGUGGACGGCAACCCGGCGGACGCUAGCUUUGUGGCGUACUAUACCAAGGGCGAGGAGGUUGUCGCCAUGGCUAGCAUGGGCCGUGACCCAGCCAUGACCCAAAGCGCCCUGUUGAUGAGGACGGGAGCUAUGCCCAAGAAGUCGGAACUGAAGAGUAACCCCGAUGUGAUGGCGGUGGGUGUGCCGGCUUGA
Molecule: messenger RNA, 1641 nt
Organism: Emericellopsis atlantica
Lineage: Eukaryota; Fungi; Ascomycota; Sordariomycetes; Hypocreales; Bionectriaceae
Exons: 2
Coding region: 1-1641 (546 amino acids)
Cellular component (GO): cytoplasm
Molecular function (GO): oxidoreductase activity, acting on NAD(P)H; flavin adenine dinucleotide binding; 2 iron, 2 sulfur cluster binding
Source: RefSeq, a predicted model, not a curated record